Molecule: messenger RNA, 1419 nt
Organism: Hyaena hyaena (striped hyena)
Lineage: Eukaryota; Metazoa; Chordata; Mammalia; Carnivora; Hyaenidae
Gene: AKIP1
Product: A-kinase interacting protein 1
Exons: 6
Coding region: 2-715 (237 amino acids)
Biological process (GO): regulation of non-canonical NF-kappaB signal transduction
Cellular component (GO): nucleoplasm
Source: RefSeq, a predicted model, not a curated record
CAUGGACUGCUGCGCGGGCGCAGGGUUCUCCAGGUCCAGCCCUGCCGCUCCAACACACCCUGAGCGCAUGCGCCUGGAGAGGCGGGGAGACAUGGAGAACUGUUUGGCGGCCGCAGCUCUGAACGGGGUGGACCGACGUGCCCUGCAGCGCACCGCUAGGCUGGGUCAAGAAGUGCUGGAGCGGGCCAAGAGGAGGGCAGUGGACUGGCAUUCGCGGGAGCUCCCCAGAAGCAGCGUGGGGGUCACUUCCCGGGAGCAGCCUUACCGAGAAAGACGGCCGGCCGCCGGCUCCCAGCACCUUCUCCCGGGAGAGAGAGAAGAAAGACAGCCAACCCUCAGUGCUUCCUUCAGAACAAUGGCAGAAUUCAUGGACUAUACUUCAAGUCAGUGUGGGAAAUAUUAUUCAUCUGUACUGGAGGAAGGAGGGGCAGCCCACGUCUCUCGUUAUCACAGAGGGAAGUCAGAGCUGCAUUUACACUGUGACAGGGGGAGUGGUCAGAGACAAGACACCUCUCUUGGUCUUGGAGGCAUCUCUCACGCAUCAGAGUGUGCUCUAGAGGCCUCUCAGCAGCCUGUGGAGAACAUCUCCAAGGACCUCUAUAUUGAAGUAUAUCCAGGGACCUAUUCUGUCACUGUGGGUGCAAAUGACUUAACCAAGACUCACGUGGUAGCAGUGGACUCAGGACAAAGUGUGGACUUGGUCUUCCCCGUGUGAUGUUGACCAUCCCAGCCAUCACAUCACCUUUUCUUAAGUAGCAAGAAGAAUAAAGUCACAUGAUUCUCUUAAUAUUUACACAUUACUCCUGCUUUUAGUGCUGACUGUAGAGGGUCAGCCUUCCUGGGAACUGGAGUUUGUCUCUUUCAGUGCCUAUUUCAGCUUACCUCUAGAAGUGCCCACUCCCCACCUUUUGCUGAAAAUAAUGUGAUGCAUCUGAAUGGUUUUUAACUGCUUACUUUCGAGGUAAAGACUAAUUAUGAUAAUAAAGGAAGAGAUUUGGAAAUGAAGAGAAUUCCUUUUUAUUGGUAUUAAGAGGCGAAACUGUCCCUCACGCCCAGCUAUAGGCUUAUGAUGGCAGAGACUGUGGACACAUUUGCCCACAGCAGGCCAGUCAUCCCUUGCACCUUCUGUGGAAGAGGCAUCCUGGAGCAGUCUCCCCAGCCCCCAGCAGGGAAUCCUAGCCACAGCCACCACACUCCUUUGCCCCUGUGGCAGGUGCCUUCCUGCCACUCGUCUGCCAGGAACCCUUAAUGGGUGAAGAUGCUGAUGCUUAUUCGAUGGUCACUUGAGGCCUGCACUCUGCCUCCAUCCAUUGAAGGAGGACUUGUCAGCCACUUUGUAAUGCCUCCUAGGGUAUUUGCCACCCCUACUGUUUUAGCUUCCUGUAAAAAAAAAAAUAAAAAUAAAAAAAUAUCCUGAGA